AUGGGUUUCAACCAGUCCAGUUCCGAUGCUUGCCUGUAUAUGAAAGACCUUGGACGUGGCGAAUGGAUAUAUCUUUUGAUUUAUGUAGACGACAUCAUCGUGGCUUGUCGUUUGCAGGAGGAGAUCGACAAAGUGCAACGGGAACUUGGACAACACUUCAGGAUCACGGCGUUGGGACCAGUUAGCCAUUUCCUUGGCAUAGCGGUGACCAGAGGUGAUGACGGUAUUUAUACAAUCAACCAAGGUACUUUCAUUCAGAAAAUCGCGGAAGAAUACUGUCUCGACGGUGCCAAGAAGUCUAGUAUCCCUAUGGACGUUGGAUAUUACAAACACUCUACGAAUUCUGAAUACUUGCCUGAUAAUACGAAGUAUCACAGUCUUGUAGGAUCUCUCUUGUACAUCUCUACCAACACGCGUCCAGAUAUAGCGGCUAGUAUUUCUAUUUUGAGUAGAAAAAUCAAGAACCCUACGGAUGUCGACUGGACUGAGCUGAAGCGGACGGUGAAGUACCUCUACGGAACAGCGAAUUUUGGAUUGAAACUUGGUUCUACCGUCACGGAAGGUCAACUGAAGCUGGAAGCCUUUUGUGACGCAGAUUGGGCCGGAGACACAGUCGACCGGAAGUCCAACAGUGGAUUUGUGUUUCGGCUUGGACAGUCUUCCGUUAGUUGGGGUAGCCGGAAACAACCCUGCGUAUCAGUCUCUACGAUGGAGGCAGAAUACGUAGCAUUGGCAGAAGUGUCACAGGAAGCAACUUGGCUACGAGAGGUGCAAUCCGCCCCGACAGUGGUCUGGGAGGACAAUAGAAGCUGCAUAGACUUUGUGGCAUUGGAGAAGCAAAACCGCAGAUCGAAACACAUAGACACUAAAUUCCAUUACGUGAAGGAUUUGGUAGCUGGAGGUGCAAUCACUUUGCGGUAUUGUGCGACUGAUAACAUGUUGGCGGACGUCAUGACCAAACCUCUUGGUCCGGCAAAGAUGAGGAAGUUUGCUGACAUGCUAGGUCUGGUGGCUAUCAAGGCUGGCCAUCGGUCAUAA
Aedes albopictus (Asian tiger mosquito) is the source of this 1038-nucleotide messenger RNA. RefSeq lists its product as uncharacterized. Lineage: Eukaryota; Metazoa; Arthropoda; Insecta; Diptera; Culicidae. The transcript is spliced from 2 exons. Bases 1 to 1038 code for a protein of 345 amino acids. The record is from RefSeq and is a predicted model, not a curated record.